AUCUCGAAAGGUCACACAAUGGCGGUUGCACAACUUUUCAGCUCAUCUACUGGCUUUAAACAUCACACUAAACUGUAAGGUUUUACGUGAGAGCAGAAUUAGCAUGUGAAUGGUGUGUCCUCUGCAUGAACCCGUGUCAGAUGUCUUCAUCAGUGACUCGUCGCACACUUCACGCGGAGAGCAGCGCGUCUUCUCUCGUGGCGUCCGUGAACACAAGCUGAACUUUAUACAACUCUCAGAAAGACCUCACGACGCAAGCAUGUUAGGGACGAGUUCUGUAAAGGUUUUAUUGCUGGCAGUUGCAGUUGGUGUGUAUCUCAUUCCCUCUCCUAUCGAUCCCGAGCCGUACACAUUCGAGGACCCCCCGCCUGCUCUGGACGGCCCUCUGGCAGUAAACACACGAUUACAGAGAGGUCGACGGCUGUUUUCCGGUCAACUCAAAGGCCCGGAGUCUUUCACGGCUGACCAGAAAGGAAACAUCUACACUGGCACCGUCGACGGCAAGCUGUGGAGAAUCAGCAAUGAAUCCCUCACUUUCAUCACUCAGACGGGCCGAAACAUCCCUGAAUGUGGCACGAGUACAGACUAUGAGCCAGUAUGUGGUCGUCCACAUAGUCUGAGACUGGACAGAGACGGACAGCUUAUCGUGGCCGACUCUUAUCAGGGGCUGUUCAAGGUUGACCCUUGGACUGGAGAGAAGACGUUGCUACAUUCCAGCACAGAGGGAGCUGAUGGGAUUCCCUUUGGCUUUCUGAACGGUCUGGAGAUUUAAAACGGAACUGUGUUUUUCACCGACUCCAGCAGUAAAUGGGGAAGACGUCACGUCCGUUACGAGGUGUUGGAGACAAACCGUCUGGGUCGGCUUCUCUCGUAUGACCCCGUGACCGGCCGUGUUCGGACGCUGUUGGAUUCUCUCUACAUGCCCAACGGCUUUGCCUUCUCACCUGAUGAGGACUUCCUGCUCCUGGCUGAAACCAGUAUUGCACAUGUUAUUAAGUUCUGGUUGAAAGGACCUAAAGCGGGCACCAAGGAGGUGGUCCUGAACAACAUGAUCGGUUACCCUGAUAACAUCCGCCUCAGUGACCGCGGCACGUUUUUAGUGGGCAUAACCACUGUUAGAUUCAGAGGACGGCUUUUUCCACCGUUCUUGGAUCUGAUUGGUCCGUAUCCUGCUGUUAAACGCUUCAUAGUGAAGCUCGUUCCUCUCGGCUGGUAUGAUGUUCUGCUGCCCAAAUACGGCUUGAUUCUGGAGCUGGGGUCUGACGGAGAGGUGAUCGACAGCCUCCACGACCCCACAGGCAGCCUCACGUGGGCCGUCAGCGAUGUCUUCCAGCAGGGGACGCACUACUAUCUGGGCAACACUGACCUGCCGUUCCUGCCUGUGCUGGAGGAGUGGAGCUGACUCACACAUGGGAAAACUGGGACUUCUGAUAACCUUUCACUGAGAAUGUAAAAUGAUUUCAUUUUAACAAUGCACCUCAGUCUUGUGAAAAAGCUACAUGAGGUUCUAACUGUGAAUUCUGUGACUUUAAGUCUGGUUAUAAUUGGUCUAACACAGAUGUUUUAACUGUAUUAGUGCCACAAUCUGUUUUGUUUUAUAAAGUUUUUCUGAACUGCAAAAUGCACUGGUCAACGUGCACUAGAAAUGUAAGAUAUGAUCAUUUCGAACAGCUGUUCCCAAUAAAAAACAUUUUCUUAUGCUAA
Messenger RNA from Carassius gibelio (silver crucian carp), 1704 nucleotides. RefSeq lists its product as uncharacterized. Gene Ontology annotation, biological process: biosynthetic process. The record is from RefSeq and is a predicted model, not a curated record. Gene Ontology annotation, molecular function: strictosidine synthase activity. Lineage: Eukaryota; Metazoa; Chordata; Actinopteri; Cypriniformes; Cyprinidae.